This is a messenger RNA of Arxiozyma heterogenica, 378 nucleotides long. RefSeq names its product Adf1p (gene ADF1). The record is from RefSeq and is a predicted model, not a curated record. The coding region runs from base 1 to 378 and encodes 125 amino acids. Lineage: Eukaryota; Fungi; Ascomycota; Saccharomycetes; Saccharomycetales; Saccharomycetaceae. The transcript has a single exon.
AUGGGUAGGUCAAACAUAGUAACGGAUAAAAGAAAGAAUAGAAAGAAUAAUAAAAAAACCAAGAAUAAUAAAAAUGUGAUAUUAUAUUCAGAUAGGAAGAAAAAUAAGUUUAAAGUUGAACAAAUGAAUAAACUUAUAGAUAUGAAGGAAAUUGAUGGAGCCAUACUUGAGAAAGUUAUAUCUGAUCAUAAUAAUAGCAAUAGUAGAAAUUCACAAGAUAAUUCGAAAAAUAUGAAGAUCAAAGCAUUGCAUACAAAAAGGUUGAUCCAUGAUCAAAAGAAAGAUAAAAUAAUACAGGAAAGAAUAGAGAAAGAAAAAAAAGAGGCAGAGAAUAGUAUUUCAAAACAAAUUGAAAUGAUAUCUGGAUUUUCAUUGUAA